UGAAACGACGUAUUCCCCCUUGAAUCGGUUAUGUGGCCUCGUGAAACAGUAUCGUGAGCGUCGUUGAGGUCGAGUUAAACCAAGUUAAACCAGAGACGUGUGUGUCACUCGAUCCCGAAGAGCGGGAUAUUCCAUUCACCCCGACAUUCCCAAUUGAAAGCAUUCCCGGGCCUCCCCCGAAUUGACAAAUCCUCCCUCGCAUCGUCUGAAAUGCCCCCCCGGAUUGAUCCCCAGGUGUGCGAUCCCCGUAUCUCCAGAGUACACGAGUCAAUAAAAUGACAUCAUUGAAUCGGUCUCACUGUCGCCCAGACGACGAGAUACCCUCGUCCCCAGCUUAAUCACACAACCUCGAACUUCAAAUAAAAAUUAAAAUCAAUUCGCUGACCCUCCAAAAUCUCCCGAAUAACAUAAAUAAAUCAAUCCAUCAGUCAAUUGAUGAAAAAUAAAAGAUAAUUAGAGUGAAGAGUCGACUUAACUCGUGCAUAACCUAUGUUUCGCACAUCUGGAGAAUUUUUUUUUCUCACAAGAAGAAAAAGAGAAUCGAGAUUGUGUUAAUUAAACGUACAAAUUGACAGUGUUUACGAAGGAACUAGAACUAUCCGAGAAAGGUUAUCGUUUGCUAUUUGGAGUUUUGUGACUGCGCACUUUGUUUAUUUAUUGUCAUUGAUAAAUAAAAUUAGUACUGAGGAUUAUUCUAUUGGUGAGUGCUAGAGGAUGGAGAAGGGAGAGGAGCAGACAGCCAGUGACGUCGAUAUUGACGAUCAGGGUGAACUGAAGAAGAAUGACGAUGAUGAGGGUGAUGGCACUGACGAGCAUUACGGAUGCACACAUUAUAAGAGGAAAUCGAAAUUUGUGACACCCUGUUGUAACAAAGUAUACACGUGCAGGUUUUGUCAUGAUGAGCAAGAGACGCACACUGUGAAUCGUAAAGAGGUAACUGAGUUAAUUUGUGUACUCUGUGACACACGUCAGCCUGUCCAAGCCACUUGUCAAAAUUGCCAUUGUCGAUUUGGCAAAUACACUUGCCUAGAGUGUAAUUUAUUCGACGAUGAGGAUAAGAAUCAGUAUCACUGCGAUGGAUGUGGAAUUUGUAGGGUCGGGGGUAAGGACAGAUUUUUCCACUGCGCCAAGUGCAACAUGUGCCUGCCGGUUCAGCUACAAAAUGGUCACAAGUGCGUGGAAAAUGUGUCCCAUGCCAAUUGCCCUGUGUGUCUAGAGGACAUUCACACGAGUCGUAUACCCUGUCACAUUCCCGACUGCGGGCAUUUGCUUCAUCGUACCUGUUUCGAGGAGCUACUACAUUCCGGGCAUUAUGCCUGCCCCACCUGUCAAGUAUCAUUACUCGAUAUGACUGAUUUAUGGAGAUUUCUGGAUGAUGAAGUAACACUCACACCAAUGCCACCAGAGUACAAGGAUUAUAAAGCUGAUAUUUUGUGCAAGGAUUGCCAUGAAGAAUCUACUGUUAAAUUUCAUGUGGUUGGUCUCAAGUGUCUCAACUGUGGUAGCUACAAUACGUGUAGAAUCAAAGGCUCACCAUGUCCUGAUCCGGAUGCACCAGACGGAGCAGCAGGCGGUAGUGGAGCUGGAGAUCAAGAACAAUCCCAAGAGCACGGAUCUCAGUAGAUUUACGUAACAUUUUGAUCCCCCCCACAAUGCAAAAGUGAUGGCAAUUACCGAGAGCUUGGUGCUGAAUUUGAAAAACGAGAUACUGAGGAAGAGACAAACAUGGAGAAGAGAAUUCGUUAUCAGGGAUCGACUUUUAGCAAAUUUUUUAAUUCAUUUUUCUGCUCCGGAAGAUGUUGCAAGCCUUGUAAUAACGUUAAUCCGUUGGUGACGACGUGCAACAUCGGUCUGUGGGCAAUGUCUUUGUUAUUUUUUGUUCUUCAUAUUUUAUAGAAAUAUUACGAUUGACGAAUCGAAAACGAAAAUCAUUGUUUAUGAGUAUGUUUUGAAGUGUUGUUCGGCUCAAAUAGUUGAAUUCCUGUCGUACUGAUAAUAUUUACUUCAUUCCAAGAGAGAAAAAGAAGAGAAAGCGAGAAUAAGCAUGGGAUCAAUCAGAGAAACGAUUCACUUACGCAGACAUCUUAUUAAGGAUGUUUAUGCAUUUUUCGCAAAACUCAUUUUCCCAUGUUCGAGGAAAAUUCUGUAAUUUUUUAUAAUAACUGAUUCACAUAUGAAGCUAAGAUUUUUAAAAAACAAAAAAAUUAAUUGCAGUAGUUUUGACUAGAGUAAAGAAACAGAUUUCUUCGUAUACACGAACUCUGAUGGGAUUUAUUUUGGAAAUUGAUGAUUCACCUGCCAAAAGACUCCAAACAUGAAAAAUAACAAGCAGGGGACAGCGCGCUAUGUGACAGUGAGCAUGUCACUGAGUGAUGUCUUGUUUUUUUUCGCCAUCAAUACAUUGAUGGCGGGCUUCCGAAUGGUCUGAAAUUACCAAAGUUUAUAGGUUCACAACAAUAACUAACAGCAAUAAUUUCAGAUGGUUACUGCCCCCUCGAUGUGUGCUAUCAAAAUUCCGGUGUUUCGAAUACUUCGUAUGAGCAGGAAUACAUGUUUUGAUUGAUUUAUAUA
Diachasma alloeum is the source of this 2571-nucleotide messenger RNA. RefSeq names its product RING finger and CHY zinc finger domain-containing protein 1. Gene Ontology annotation, biological process: protein ubiquitination; ubiquitin-dependent protein catabolic process. NCBI's taxonomy places the organism in Eukaryota, Metazoa, Arthropoda, Insecta, Hymenoptera, Braconidae. Bases 715 to 1623 code for a protein of 302 amino acids. The record is from RefSeq and is a predicted model, not a curated record. The transcript has 5 exons. Gene Ontology annotation, molecular function: ubiquitin protein ligase activity; zinc ion binding. Gene Ontology annotation, cellular component: nucleus.